AUGUCCGGCCUAGAAGUUAUCGGCGGUAUCUCUGCGGUCAUAUCUCUCCUCGAUGCCUCAAUCAAGAUCUACGACAGUGCGCAGGAUGACAUCAAGUUGUCCGCAACAUUUGAAGUUAUUCGACGCCGGCUCCCGGUCCUUCUCCAUACCCUUGAGACCUGCAAAAAGCAUCUAGGUUCGAGAAAAGAUGUAAUACCUGGAGAUGUUUGCGAAGCCUUGGAAAAUAUCCUUGACGCUUGCGAUGCAAAGGCUUCAAGUUUGAGAGGCAUCUUUGAGAAGGGUAUACCUGGUGAAGGUGAUACAUGGGAGAAACGGUAUUUGAAGGUCCUCCGCAGACUUGGCAAAGGCAACAAGGUCGAGGAGCUUAUGGGAUCAAUUGCGGAAGACGUUCAACUCAUUGUCAACCAUCACGCGGUCCAGUCUGCGAAUGCACAACAAAAUCUUGAGCUAGAAACUAUUGUCAAAGAGAUGAAAUCAGUCGAUUCUUUAGUGCCCACUGAAGAAAGCUCUACGAUGACUUUCAAUAGCGGCGGGGGGGCACAAACAAACAAUGUGAACAGCGGCAGUGGGCAGCAGAUCAACAAUAAUGCGCAUGUUGGAACCCAGCAUUUCAAUUCCGUCACUCUUAGGCACAAGGAAGACUUCAGUUUUCGCGGGCCCAUUGGUAUCAAUCUGGGUCAAGCGCCUCGUAUUGCUCCAGAACUCUUCGUCGGUCGGAGCUCCGAGCUGCAUGAAAUGGCACGAAUCUUGCAGCCUCUUAACACCCCUCGAAUCCAACAGCGCCUAUUUCUCGGCGGUAUGGGUGGUAUCGGCAAGACCCAGCUUGCCAUUGCUUAUGCAGAGUCUCAUCGUGGAUCUUACAACUCGGUUUUUUGGCUGAAUACAGUAUCUGAAGCAGCACUGAAAGACAGCUUUCGAUCAAUCGCCUCACUCAUCUUUCCCGUACAGGACCCCGAGGUCUUGGAAAGUAGUGCGAUUGUUGGACGUGUACAUCGGUGGCUAUCUGAUUCAAGAAAUACGAGAUGGCUUUUGAUCUUUGACAACUAUGAUGACCCCAGCCAAUUUGAUAUCGACGACUAUCUCCCACCCGCUUCUCAUGGGACGAUCAUAGUCACCACCCGACGGCUAGAUCUUGCUGGGAAUACUCUGCAAAUAAAGCCUUUGCAGGGCAUUGCAGAUGGCCUGGCCGUUCUGCAAACUCGAUCUAAGAGAGAAAAUUUGCAAUCAGACCCUUCUGCGAAGCGCCUUGCCGAGCGACUAGACGGUUUCCCUCUUGCUUUGGCCGCCGCUGGUACUUAUAUCCAACUAACAGGUCUUUCUUUUGAGCGCUAUUUGUAUGAGUACGAGGCUCGUUGGAAUAUUGAUCCCAACCGCACCGUCCCGCUCCAUGAGUAUCGCGAGCAUACACUGUACACGACCUGGGAUCUAUCAUACGCUCGUCUUGCAACUGAAGAUCCCGACGCGGCAAACUUGCUGAGAAUGCUGGCCUACUUUGAUAAUCAAAGCCUCUGGUACGAGCUAUUUCACGGUGGACUUGGAGAUAAUUCUCCUGAGUGGCUUCGUGAAGUGGUUUCAAGCGACGUGACCUUCCGUGGAGCGAUGGCCAUCUUGACCCAAUACUACUUUCUAGAGAUUGACUGGACGUCAGGAUCGUGGAGCAUGCAUAACUGUGUACACGACUGGACAUUAGCAGCACUUAAUAAGCAUAUCGAUGUAAGCCAUUACUGGUAUGCUGUUGACUGUGUUGUUGCGUGCAUCACGGGAGCUCCUGAGGAUUCGCUUAGGCAUACUUCCUUCUCUCGUGUCGCUCGUCAUGCAGGACGGCUAGCGGAACAGCGUUUCCUCGAGAACGACCUGAUUUCCGAUUCUCAGCCUGAUCAACUAGAUGAUCAACUAGAUGAUCAACUAGAUGAUCAACUAGAUAAGGUAUCAAAGAUGUCACGACUAUUUCGAGAGCAAUUUCAGCUGGUCAAGGCGGAGCAGAUGCAAACGCGUGUGUUAGCUGGGUAUGAAAAAGCGCUGGGACCACACCACACGUCAACCCUCAUCGCUGUCUGCAAUCUCGGGAGCCUAUACAAGGACCUAGAUAAGCUGGACAAGGCGGAGCAGAUGUACGUGCGCGCGCUCGCUGGGAGGGAGAAAGCGCUAGGACAGGACCACAUAUCAACCCUCAACGUUGUCAGCCAUCUCGGGUUCUUAUAUUUUCACCAAGGCGAGCUAGAUAAGACAGAGAAGAUGGGCAUGCGGGCACUAGCUGGGUAUGAGAAAGCGCUGGGGCCAGACCACCAGUCAACCCUCGCUACUGUUAGCUUUCUCGGUGACCUAUAUCAUCGCCAACGCAAGCCAGAUAAAGCUGAGCAGAUGCAUAUGCGGGUGCUAGCUGGGUAUGAGAAAGCGCUGGGACCGCACCACACGUUAACCCUUGAUGCUGUUAGAAAUCUUGGGCGCCUAUACAAAGACCAAGGCAAGCUGGACAAGGCAGAGAAAAUGUACAUGCGGGCGUUAGCUGUCAGAGAGAAAGCUCUAGGACAGGACCACACAUCAACCCUCGACGAUGUCAACCAUCUCGGGGUCCUAUAUUGUCGCCAAGGGAAGCUGGACAAGGCAGAGAAGAUGGGCAUGCGGGCACUAGCUGGGUAUGAGAAAGCGCUGGGGCCAGACCACCAGUCAACCCUCGCUACUGUUAGCUUUCUCGGUGACCUAUAUCAUCGCCAACGCAAGCCAGAUAAAGCUGAGCAGAUGCAUAUGCGGGUGCUAGCUGGGUAUGAGAAAGCGCUGGGACCGGACCACACAUCAACUCUUGGCACUAUUAGCGAUCUCGGGGACCUAUAUCGUCGCCAAGGCAAAAUGGAUAAGGCAGAGAAGAUGCACACGCGGGCUGUAGCUGGGUAUGAGAAAACGCUGGGACCAAGCCAUAAUUUGACCCUCGUCGCUCUCAACAAGUUGGGAAUCCUUUAUCGUGAGCAGAGCAAGCUGGAUAAGGCAGAGCAGAUGUACGUGCGCGCGCUAGCUGGAUUCGAGAAAGCGCUAGGACCGGACCACACAUCAACUCUUGGCACUAUUAGCGAUCUCGGGGACCUAUAUCGUCGCCAAGGCAAAAUGGAUAAGGCAGAGAAGAUGCACACGCGGGCUGUAGCUGGGUAUGAGAAAACGCUGGGACCAAGCCAUAAUUUGACCCUCGUCGCUCUCAAUAAGUUCGGAAUCCUUCAUCGUGAGCAGGGCAAGCUGGAUAAGGCAGAGCAGAUGUAUGUGCGCGCGCUAGCUGGGUUCGAGAAAGCGCUGGGACCGGAACAUGAAACAACUCGUGGUAUUAUCAACAAUUUGGGGCACCUAUAUUCUCACCAGGGCAAGCUGGAUAAGGCCGAGCAGAUGCACAUACGGGUACUAACCGGGAGAGAGAGAGCCCUAGGUCAGGACCACAUAUUAACCCUCACCUCUGUCGGUCAUCUCGGGAGCGUAUAUUUUGACCAAGGUAAUCUGGACAAGGCAGAGAAGAUGCAUACCCGGGCGCUAGCUGGGAAAGAGAAAAUGCUAGGACCAGAUCACACAUCAACCCUCGACGCUGUUCGCGGUCUCGCGACCGUAUAUGCAACCCAGAACAGGUUUGAUAAGGCGGAACAGAUGUACCUGCGGGAGCUAGUUGGACGUGAGAAAGCGCUGGGACCUGAGCACACAUCAACCCUGGAUACUGUUAACAAUCUCGGGAUUCUAUAUCAUCACCAACGGGAGCUAGACAAGGCGGAGGAGAUGUAUAUGCGGGUGCUAGCUGGGAGAGAGAAAGUGCUAGGAUCGAACAACGCAUCAACCCUUGAUAGUUUCCACAAUCUUGGGAUACUGUAUGCAUCUCAGAAAAAGUUGGAUAAGGCGGAGAAGAUGUACCUGCGGGCGCUAAUUGGGAAAGAGAAAGUGCUGGGAUCGGACGACACGUCAACCGUCCAGACCCGCAACAAUCUCAGAAAACUCUACAGUGACUAA
Molecule: messenger RNA, 3975 nt
Organism: Penicillium cataractarum
Lineage: Eukaryota; Fungi; Ascomycota; Eurotiomycetes; Eurotiales; Aspergillaceae
Product: TPR repeat protein
Exons: 3
Coding region: 1-3975 (1324 amino acids)
Molecular function (GO): protein binding; ADP binding
Source: RefSeq, a predicted model, not a curated record